Mustela lutreola (European mink) is the source of this 598-nucleotide messenger RNA. It is a transcript of the gene GNRH1, whose product is annotated as gonadotropin releasing hormone 1. Bases 165 to 452 code for a protein of 95 amino acids. Gene Ontology annotation, biological process: multicellular organism development. Lineage: Eukaryota; Metazoa; Chordata; Mammalia; Carnivora; Mustelidae. The transcript has 3 exons. Gene Ontology annotation, molecular function: gonadotropin hormone-releasing hormone activity. Gene Ontology annotation, cellular component: extracellular region. The record is from RefSeq and is a predicted model, not a curated record.
CCAGAGGCAAGCGCAUGAGGAUGUGUGUUUCACGUCUAUGUGUGAAAGCCGGCAGCUGCCACUUCCGCCUCCUAUAGACUUAACAUAGAAACAUUAGGCUUAUCACCAAAAAGGGCUUGACUUUUUGCUCAACCCAGUCCAGGUCUGUUCUCACUGUUGCACUGAUGUUCCUUAGAAUGGAACCGAUUCCAAAACUUGUCGCUGGUCUUCUCCUGCUGGUGUUAUGUGUGGUGGGCUGCUCUGGCCAACACUGGUCCUAUGGACUGCGUCCUGGGGGAAAGAGAAAUGCUGAAAAUUUGAUUGAUUCUUUCCAAGAGCUAGCGGAAGAGCUUGAUCAACCAGCAAAACCUCAGCGCUUGGAAUGCACAAUCCACCAGCCCCGACCUCCCCUCAGGGACCUGAAAGGAGCUCUGGAAAGUCUGAUUGAAGAGGAAAGGCAGAAGAGGAUUUAAAUCCGCUGAACCAGAGCGACUGACAACACAAGUGUAAUUCUGAUAUUGAAACUUGUGACUCAUUUGACAUCUUUAAAUUGUGCGAAUUCCAGAUAUGCUUAUGCUAAACUCACAUAUUUAUGGUGAACUACAGUGUUGUGAAUAAA